AUGGAAAACGCUAGUUGGCUCGACGAGCAGGGGAAAUUGACCGAUGCGGCCGGCUACUUUGACGUAUCGAUACCGCUGAACAUGAUUCUGGGAUUUGCCGAGGAUUAUCGCAGGAUCGUCGUUAACGCCAAACACGAAUUGAUCCUAACGAGGGCGAAGAGCGACACCAAUGCGAUCGUGCAAACUGCUGCGGAAGAAUUCAAAGUCGUAAUUCAAAAGUUAGAAUGGUUGAUACCGUACAUAAGAGUUUCGGAUCGCCAAAAGAUCGAGCUGCUGAGAUUCAUCGAGAAGGACGCGCCCAUCUCCAUGAGUUUCCGUACCUGGGAGUUAUACGAAUAUCCUCUUCUUCCCGUCACUUCGAAACACGUAUGGACCGUCAAGACGUCGACGCAGCUAGAAAAACUACGAUACGUUAUAUUGGGAUUCCAAACGAGUAGAAAGAAUAAGAAAAAUAAAAACGCGAGUCACUUCGAUCCUUGCAAUGUCAGAGACGUUAAACUGUUUUUGAAUUCGCAAUGUUACCCGUAUGGAAAUCUUAAUCUUGACAUUAGUCGCAAUCAAUUUGCUUUGUUGUACGAGAUAUACGCAAAUUUUCAAGCUGCAUACUACGGUAAAGAUCCCGAGCCUCUGUUGACGAAGAACGAAUUUUUGGGGUAUGCACCGCUGAUCGUCGUUGAUUGUUCCAAACAAAACGAGUCCCUCAAGUUCGGGCCGGUCGACAUUCGUCUCGAGUUUGAGGCAGAAAAUAAUUUUCCCGCCGAAACUUCGGCAUACUGCUUAAUCCUACACGAUCGUAUCUUCGAAUACAACCCGAUCAGUGGUUGGGUGAAGAAAUUGGUAUAA
Messenger RNA from Orussus abietinus, 843 nucleotides. RefSeq lists its product as uncharacterized. The record is from RefSeq and is a predicted model, not a curated record. NCBI's taxonomy places the organism in Eukaryota, Metazoa, Arthropoda, Insecta, Hymenoptera, Orussidae. The transcript has a single exon. The coding region runs from base 1 to 843 and encodes 280 amino acids.